AUGCAAAAAAUAACAGGAUCAGGAGUGAUGAUUUUUAUAAAGGAUAAAGAUGAAACAUUAGUUUUAUUACUUUAAAACAUUCGAAAGAAAUAGAUGGUUAUGAUGGAACCUGGAGGGAUUUAAGAAGUUGGUCUUUCAUCAAUGAGUAAUGCAUUAAAAGAAUUAUAUGAGGAAACAUUUGCAGGAUUAUCGAAAUCUGAUUUAGAUGAAGAUCAUAAAGUUAUUGUAAAUUUUGAAUACUUGUGUUAUGCAGUUCAUAUUAAGAUAAAUGAUUUAAAUUUUUUUAAAGAAGUUUUGAGUAUGAAUUAGAAAACAUUAAAAAUGUCAAAUAAUAGAUAAUUACAUUCAUUUAAUGAAUGCAAGGGAUUUAUUUUAUUUAGUUUAAAGAAGUUAAUGGAUGUGAAUUUUGAGUAUAUUUAAAAAGAUAAUGAAAAGAUUCCUGUACAUGUUAGAACUAAAGGUGCUUUGAAAGAAUUUUUAAGAAAAGGAGUUAUAGAAAAGGAUUUAACAAUAAAAUUACCAUUAUUUUAAUGUUCAUUAGAUAAAAUAAGAAUAAAGAAUACAAAAUCAGCUUUAUAUGUGUUAAAUAAUUAAUAUACUUAUAUUAUACAUUGA
Molecule: messenger RNA, 615 nt
Organism: Paramecium sonneborni
Lineage: Eukaryota; Ciliophora; Oligohymenophorea; Peniculida; Parameciidae
Source: the annotation of a GenBank genome assembly